UGUGCAACUCCUCCUGGCUGACUGUUCCGAGACAUUUGAGAGAUCCUUUUAGUCCGUGAUCCGAGGCAAGUAGCGCGGUCCUUGGAACAAGAUUAUGUUUGGUUGCUGACGCAGGGAAGAGGCCAGCAUGCAGAGCAUUAAGUGUGUGGUGGUGGGGGAUGGAGCCGUAGGGAAGACCUGCCUCCUCAUCUCCUACACGACCAACGCCUUCCCCAAAGAGUACAUCCCCACCGUCUUCGACAACUACAGCGCCCAGGUGACUGUAGACACCAGGACAGUCAGCCUAAACCUGUGGGACACGGCGGGUCAGGAGGAGUACGACCGUCUGCGCACCCUCUCCUACCCGCAGACCAACGUCUUCGUCAUCUGCUUCUCCAUCGCCAGCCCUCCGUCCUACGAGAACGUCAAGCACAAGUGGCACCCGGAGGUGACCCACCACUGCCCCAACGUGCCCAUCCUGCUGGUGGGCACCAAGAAGGACCUGCGCGCCGACCCGGAGUUGCUGAAGAAGCUGAAGGAGCAGAACCAGACCAGCAUCACCCAGCAGCAGGGGGUGGCGUUGGCCAGGCACAUCCACGCCAUCAAGUACCUGGAGUGCUCUGCCCUCAACCAGGACGGCAUCAAGGAGGUGUUUUCCGAGGCUGUGCGGGCCUUCCUCAACCCCCAGCCUGCCAGCACCAAAAAGCCCUGUGUGCUUUUGUAGGGAAAGAUUGUUAAUACAGUCAUAGAAUACAAUGGAAUUGAAAAAACAAAAUACAAAAAAUAUAUAUUGGAAUGGCAAAUGAAGGGAUUUUCUUUUUCCUUUAAAAAAAAAAAAAAAAAAACUUUUCUCUGCAAUUUCAUGAUGACGAUGCUCUCAGGCAAUAAUGUGUUCGGGGCCCUUUUUGGUUUGAAAGGGAAGCGAUUUGGUUGUGGGGACACCAUGCAGAGCCUGAGCCCCCUGUCCUCCAGUGUGAUAUGAUGUGCAGCACUUGUCCCUGCCCCACUGAAAUUCAGCCGCCCCUUCCAUUAUUUUUUUAAGCUAUGCAUUCUCCCUGUUAGCGCAUCAAAGCUUUCUGUGUGUCUUUACUGCCUUACUGAGGGGGAUUCUAGAACAGACUACCCCUCACAUUGUGAGCUCUGACAGGGAAGUCGGUGUGGUGUGCAGGCGAAUCCCUUUUCUCCAUAGUGAAGGCUGGAAAACCAGCUAUUCAGAUCGGUCUCAACCAAAGCACGGCUCUGCCUUUCAGUCGAAGGAGAACAAAUCUUACUUCACCCAAGGUCAGCAGUACGAUAACAUCCAAUGCCUGUCCUUCUUGCCCCUGGCCAGUUGCCCUACCUGGCCCAAGGUUUUGACACUUUGGCCACACCACUUAGUUAUCCAGUAGUACAGCUCCUUUUGUCCAAAUCACACACAGUUUCCCUUCUUAGGUUUCUACUGACCUGCCUCAGCUGUUGGUCAUGUAUACCUGCAGUGAGCCAGCGCUAGAGGCUAACCCCAGAUUCAAGACCAAGCAUGUCAGACAGAGGUAGUUAUGUCAUAUUGCAGGCGGAAAGGGCAUUCUCCCAUGUUUUUCCACUGCCCAGUUAGUUAGCAAAGGCUCCCUUAUAUUGACAGUUCAGCCCUGUAAAGAAAUACAGGACUUUCACCUUUCCGCCUCCUGUAAAUCAGAUGCAUGUAAUCAGCAUCGCUUACAACAGGGUGUCAAACUCCAGUCCUGGAGGGCUAUAGUGUCUGAAGUAAUUUGUUGUUUCCUUUCAAUCAACAGCCAAUUAAGGCCUUGAAGAGGUUACUAUCCCUGAUCAAUAUAAAUUACCAAAAGACCAGACAUUGUUUCUCUUUAUUUCAAGGUUCACACACAGUAAAAUGCUCAGUGUUAAAUAAACUCUUACAGUGUUACUGUUGAAUUACCACUGGACAUUUUACUGUGUAUAGACACCAUCUGAAUGGUGCCAAGUAGCCAUUGACUAUAAUUACAUCUGCCUAUUGCUGCUACCCAUCAAUUACCUGAGAUUAAAAUAAUGAAUCGGGCACAUAAAGGGCCAGUUUCAGACGCUAAUUAAACCUAGUCCUAGACUAAAUCCAAUUUUGAAUGGAGGUAUGGAAUAUUGAAUCUAUUUAGUCGAGGACUAAGCUUAAUCUGUGUUGGUGAACCCAUCCUAAAAAAUAAUGACUUCUACUUUUAAUGUUCUUAAAGUCUCAUUUCCAUAUGUACAUUCAAAUUUUCCGUUUUUCAUCUCUUGUCAUUUACAAUUACAUGUAAUGUUUACAGUUAAGUACAAAACUGCUCAUAUUUGCCGAAAGUGGUACACAGACACUCCAAAAGUGAAAACUUUCUGUCUGUGUACAAGCUGUUUUAAGAACAAGCCAAUCUUAAAGGCAUACUAUGCAGGAUUUUAUUUGGCCUUUUUUAUUUAUGUGCUGUAUCUGAAAAGCAUGUGUCCAAUACACUGAACUCAUACACUCUAUGAUCCAACACAGGAGAAGGGCAAGAGGAGAUGUGUGUAUGGAUUGGCUACAACAGUGGUAAGCUGGGUUUGUGCAAGAUUUGCCUUGGUGGCUAACCAUUAUUCAAGUGGCUGGCCAGAAUUUGUAACAUUAAUUAGCUGCCACGCUAUAAGAUAACUACACUCAGUUUUGUACGUCAGCUGGCUGGCCAUGAUACCCAGGUCCCACUGCACAGAACUACUGCUUAUAUUUUCAGGAGAUUCUACUGGCUUAUUCCCUCUCCUGGGCAGGGAGCUCAUGCCUAAAGACUUGAGAUGUCUAAUAAAAAUAAAAGCGACAAUGAAUUCAUGCAUUUGUGAGUAUCUGUGCUUACGUUACAGAAUUGUGCUCCCUCCAUGCAGGCUAGAGCAGACAGUGGCUAGUGUUGGUUAGCUAUAAGCUAGCUACUAACUAUACAAACACGAGUAACGUCAGUUAAAUAGCUAGCAAAAUGGCGUGCAAAGAGACUACUAAAUCUGAGGUUUUCUUAGCCCUUCACGGCAACCGGUAGUCUGCAAUGGAGCUAGCCACAGAGCUACCAAGCACUAGCCAGAACACGAGCCAGAGUUGGUGGUGUAGAUGGGGUUAAGAAUGGGGCAUAGAUGCAUUUUGUGUGUAAAAAACAGGAGCAAAGCAAGGAAAGAAAAGCUGCAUAGUAUGCCUUUAAUAAGCAGUAAUGCAUGUGCAUUUUUCCAAGGAGAGAGGCUGUAUGUAUGCCCGGACAUGUGUGAGGCAUAGUAUUAGUACCACGUAUUGAGGAAUAUGAUAUCUCUUGAACUGGUUCCAACAAAAAUCUGAAUCACAUAGCAAGUGUUUACAGCACUACAUGCAAUUCAUUAUUGACUUUGAUAAAAACAGUUUUUACAAUACGAUUAUUUUGUGAGGGUACCAGAAUGACCACACAUCACUCAAUAAACCAUAUUCUAUGUUAUUAAGGUCCAGUUUUGCAUACAUUCAAAUGUAGUCCGGGACUUUGUCCAUGAAACUGGCCCUUUAGGUCACACAAACUAUGUGCUUUGGUUUGAUGCGUGUGCAAUAGUAAAACAGCACAUUGAGGGUUUAUGUGCGCAGAAGGGACUUCCACGAUGUAGGUGCUAUUCGAUUGUCUCCUGUCAUUCACCCCUGUCGUAUUGAGUGUGGUCUACACACCUUCCUCUGUGAAAGGUUUCUGUAUGAGAAAGCAGUUCCUUUCCCUGACUUCCUCAGGACAAAGAAAUUGCUAGAUCUUGCACAAAACUUUCACCAUUUCUGCAGCUGUUAAUUCCACACAUUGCUACGAUAAAAUGGUUGACUACUCAUUCAAAGUGUUUGGAUAGCACCAGAAAUUUUACUGGCUGGGUCAAAUUGAGUAAAGAAAUUGAUCCACCUGAGAUAUUUAUGCUAAAAAUGUGCUUUUCUAUCUGAUUUAAUCCCAAUAUGUUUGUAUUUGAUUAUAUCCUGGAGUGAGGAAUGGCAGUUGCUUCAGUAGUUAGUCUGUAGUUCUGGGAAGUGGUUAAGGGACAAUUUAGAUGACCUUAAGGAAGCUGUUCAAGUUCCAAGAUAGGGUACUGGGGUGGUGCUAUAACUUAACCUGCACUCAUCAGUUAGUCCAGCUAUUCAAACACAAAUGUACAAUUCAGUACAAACUGUAUGAGUAGUGUGCUUCAGGGAUGUCUGCUAAGCAGAUAAAGUUAAUGUUAUGAGUGAUACUCUUCAACAGCAUCCAUUAAUGUAACCGAACACAGUAAUGAUUCCUGUCCACAGAAUGAUCACUGAAGGAAUGGAAAGAGAGGCAAAGUUUAUCUUCAUGUUUCAUAUCUUAAAAUAUUUGGCAGUACUUACAUUUGACUUCACUAUCAGAAUAAGCAGAGCACUGAUAAUCACCUCUCUCCAGCCUGGAGGCAUUUUGAAUGUACCGGACAAGUCUGCUGCUAAAUUUUCCACUUAAUGAAGAAUUCACUUUCCUCAAUCACAUUUCCCCUUAUUCUGGAAAAAAAGAAGAAGUAAAUCUUAAGUAUGUAUUAGUCUUCUAUUUAUAUAUUUGGACUUGAAAUCUUGUUUCUAUUACUAUAAAUAAAGAUUGCCUGGGUGGUGACUAAUUUAAAACAAGUUAAUAUUUCUACUUCAGAUAAAAAAAGAUUUUAAGUCUCAUUACAAGACUAAAACACUUGUUAAAACAAGCUUUUUUCCAGCGUACUACAACAAGGGAGGAAUAAUAGUCUGAGAAAACAUUGCCCUGAGAAUUAAAUUGAUGGUCUGUCAUUUCAAAUGUAGAACAAUACGGCAUCUUAACAACUUAAAAUGCAGAGGACUACUUAUGUAUGAUGUGCCAUUGUUAGGAAUGCUUCUGUUACAGUUUGCAACUCUUGUUAUCAGUACAUUUCCCAAGCUCCAAAUCUUCUUUUCUAAUAUUCAUUUUAAUGUCUAAUGCUUUUUUUAUUUUUUAUUUCUCAUUUUUUAUUUAUGGUGUUAACAUUUUAUAAUCAAAUAACACUUAAAAAUGAAAAAAGAAAAUGUAAUAGCGUCAAUAUAAAAAAAACUUUAUUGAAGUAUAAUUAAAAUUAUAUUCAU
Messenger RNA from Conger conger (European conger), 5017 nucleotides. Its product is annotated as rho-related GTP-binding protein RhoG-like. Gene Ontology annotation, molecular function: GTPase activity; protein kinase binding; GTP binding. Lineage: Eukaryota; Metazoa; Chordata; Actinopteri; Anguilliformes; Congridae. Bases 128 to 703 code for a protein of 191 amino acids. Gene Ontology annotation, biological process: establishment or maintenance of cell polarity; regulation of cell shape; actin filament organization. The record is from RefSeq and is a predicted model, not a curated record. The transcript is spliced from 2 exons. Gene Ontology annotation, cellular component: cytoplasmic vesicle; cytoskeleton; cell cortex.